GGGAAGAAGAAUAAAGUAAAAGAGAAAAGGAAAAGAACAGAAUAGAAGAUUAAAAGAAAAAGAAAAAAAAGGGUAUCGGAGAGGCUUCAAAUUGAAACGGAAGUACCGCCAUUCGUUUUGGAGGGAGAAGAAUAGAAUUAGGCUUUGCUAGGGUUUCCGCGGGCCUUCUUUCCAAUCCUCCAUCUCUUCCUCUCUAUCGGAAUUCGUGGUUGGCCCGAAGAUGGAGCCCGUUGGAUUGCUCAUGGAUAAGAUCAAAGGGUUCGCAAAAGCUGGCGAGGGCUUUGUGAAGGCUGGGUUCCAGAAAAGCACCGAUUUCUCCACCCAAAACCCAGUGGAGAUAUUGAAGCGUUUGCAUCGAGAAGCAUUUUCUGACUUAGGGAAGCUACGGGACGGGCAGGAAAAAGUGGAAAGCAUGCUUUCUGUCUAUAAAUUUACCAAAGGAUUUCCAUUCCUGGAAGCCAAAACACAAAUAAAAGGAUUUCUUGAUGUGGUUGGAGUUAUGUUGCUUGCUGGAAAUGAUUUCCAGCAUGCUUGUGGUGCCUUGGAUAGAGCAAGAAUAAGAAUAGGCAUUGAUUCAAAGUUUAUUUUUGAGACGGUUGUGAGACAGAAAGAUGCUCUAAUAGCUGAGAUUGCAACUAGUCAAAAAUGCUGGGUCCACGACAGUGGGAGGUCUGAAAUUCCUCUGACACUUUCAUCAUUGAUGUAUCUGGCAAAUAUCAAUGACUGGCUAUCUGUUAUUUCAGUUCCGUUAGGUGCUCGAUGCAGCAAUUUUGGAAUUGGCUCAAAUAUUUUGCAGGGGCAUCGUCGUGCUGGGAUUUCAUCAUUUGGACCCUCUCUAUUCGGUCAGUGUCAUAGUUGUGCUGCUGGUUUACUUGUUAAAGGAUCAAAUGUUGAAGCUUGUUUAGCCGGAUUGGUUUCUGGGCAGGGGAUGCAACAUAGUGCUGAUGGUAAUAGGAGUUGCUGGAGCACAUUUGCACAAGUUGCCUAUCAACCACUUGAAGAAAUUAAAAUGACUUUAUCUGGUCUUUGGCAAAUGCCUAUAUCACCAUGUCCGCUGAUCAAACUUGGUCCAUUUGCUAUUCCAUUGGGCAGUUUAAAGCAGCAGACGGGCUCUGAUGUACAGAUGCAAGCACCUCCUAAUGCCACUACAAGGAAUACAGUAGAUUCUAUCUCAUCUGGAUCCAUUGCUUUGAUGCUAGAUUCAGAGUUUGAUGAAAGUACCAGACUUGGUGGUUGGAUUGAGGUUCAGAAAUCUAGCCAUAAUUUCUUCCAGUGGGGCAUCUCUUUAUCUGAUACCCCAGGCGAUGAGCUAGGAUAUGGUUUGAGAAUAGGAGGGACUGUCAAAGGACAUUUAAAUCAGUUCCAGUUGGAAGGAUUUCUUAAUUACAAUCUUGGUAGGAGCAUUAACUUGCAACCAGGUCUUGUAUAUGUGAUGGAGGGGAUGACCCCAUCUCUUGCACUGGUGUUUCGGUCAAGCUGGUCUAUGUGAUUAGUCAGAACCUUAUUAUCAUCAUGCAAGAUAUAUGCCGGAAAGUGGUGGCCCCAGCUUGCCAAAGAAGUUAAUUUCUUUUGCACCAGAUUAGGCUGAUUCUGUUUUUUAAUUUAAGUGUAUAUUUCUCUACUUCUUUUCUCUAGGAUUCUUAUGAUAGAUGACAAAGUACAAGAGAUAAAAGGAAAAGAAUGAUUUCAUUCUGUAUAUGUUGGGCAUUCAGAGUGGAUUCCUGGUAUUUUUGUCCUCUGAUAUAAUUAGCAUUACUGCCAUCUUGUUCCCUAUUGUCGUGGAAAGAUAUAGAGUAUAUUUUUAUCUUGUAU
Phoenix dactylifera (date palm) is the source of this 1812-nucleotide messenger RNA. RefSeq lists its product as uncharacterized. The record is from RefSeq and is a predicted model, not a curated record. NCBI's taxonomy places the organism in Eukaryota, Viridiplantae, Streptophyta, Magnoliopsida, Arecales, Arecaceae.